Tetrahymena thermophila SB210 is the source of this 1434-nucleotide messenger RNA. RefSeq lists its product as hypothetical. Gene Ontology annotation, molecular function: single-stranded DNA binding. The transcript has a single exon. Gene Ontology annotation, biological process: DNA damage response. The record is from RefSeq and is a predicted model, not a curated record. Lineage: Eukaryota; Ciliophora; Oligohymenophorea; Hymenostomatida; Tetrahymenidae.
UUAAUUUAAUUUAAUAAUUUUUUAUAUUGUAUCAAUUUAUUAUAAUUCAUCACAAAAAUAAAUAUGUGUGGUAGAUUAUUUAUGAGAUUAAAUCUUCAACAGCUACAGUAAAUUUCAAGAUGUGCAGCAAUUAGGAAUGUUUCGAGAUAUCGUUCUAGUUAUAAUGUAGGACCUACUAAUUAUAUUCCAUGCAUAAGAAAAAAUAGUGUAAAAAAUAAUAAACAAGAUAUUUCAGAUGAGUAAAAAGUUGAGUAGCUUGCUAAAUAACAAAUUAAUAAUUCUAAUAAAUAAAAUAUUGUGUUCAUUUCUGAUCCUAUUAUUUAAGAAGAAGGAUGUGAAGCGAGUAAUCUAUUUAUUACUGCUAAGCAUUUAUUUUAUAAAGAAAAUUAGAAUGAGCAAAUCUAAAUGUAAGAAUAAGUCAACGUAGAUAAUCAAUAUGAUUAGCCCUAGAUAAGCAAUGAAAGUUAGCAAACAGAUAGAAUGUUGGAUUUUUUGUAUUGGGGUUUUUAGACAGAAUUUUAAAAUAUAAUUAAUAUAAGAAGUGAAGAGGCUGAAAUGAAAAAAACAUUUAAACCUUUGCUUAAUAAAAAUAGAUGUGUAUGCAUCACUUAAGGCUACUACGAAUGGACUCCAGAUAAAAUUCCUUAUGUAUUUUACAACAAUUAAAAAGACUAUAUGCUUAUUUGUGGAAUUUAUAGUGAAGAAAGUGAAUAAGUAAUGCUUUUAACUAGAGAAUCUUUUGGAAAGUUUGAUUAAGUUCAUCAUAGAAUGCCUGUAUUCAUUGAAGAGGAAGAAGUAGAAUAAUGGCUAAAUCCUAAUAUAGAAUAUAAAGAAGUAUUAUUUAAAUAGCUUUUAAAAAGAGAUAGAAAAGUUUAUGAUGAAAUAUCAUCAUACAGAUGCUCAAACAAUGUUAAUAAUAUAAGAGAGUAAAGUGUAAAAUGCUUAAUGAGUUAUGAAGAACAUAAGAAGUACUUAGAAAAGAAUGGCAUAGGAAAAUUUUUCAAAACAAACAAAGUAGUAGAAGAUAAAAAAGAUGAAGAGACUCAAGCAUAAAGUUACUACAAAAAAGAAAUAAAUAAAUAGUUAACAUAAGAAACUAAUGAUUUAGCUACUUAAUUUGAAAAUACCUUUUUAAAUGACUCUAAAAAGGAAGGAGAAGAAGAAAAUAAACUUUAUAUUUCACAAUCUGAAGUAGAAAAUGUUCAUAAUAACAUAAAUAGUGAUAUCUAAGAAAGUAAAUAAAAAACUUAAUAGCAAAAUAAGAAAAGUAAUUAAAUUAAUUCAAUAAAAAAAGAAAGAUAAAUAUAAGAAAAACAGGAGCAAAUACAAUAAAGCUCAACAAAAAAAAGUAAUAAAUUGGUCAAACCUUCAGCGAAUACAUUUUUAGAAGGUUUAGAAUAAUUUUUUCAAAAUAAAAACAACGAAAAAAAAUGA